CGCUCUGUCGGCUUAACGAAAGCAACAGUUGUUGACUGUGACCGACUGGUACACUUGAACGUGAGAUGUACCAUUAGUGCGACCAAGUACCGGACUUGAGAUAUAAAAAUGUCAGAUUCCAACUCCUACCCUGUUUUCGGAUCCAGAUUUGUGGACAAAAAUUCACCAACGCCCUAUUCCGAUGCCACACAGACUAAGAAGAACAACCCUAACUACAUCAAAAGGCCGAUGAACGCGUUCAUGGUUUGGUCGCAGAUCGAAAGACGGAAACUCUGCGAAAAGAAGCCAGACAUGCACAACGCGGAGAUCUCAAAGCACCUGGGCAAAGUGUGGAAGACUUUGAAAGACUCCGAAAGGCAGCCGUUCAUCGAGGAAGCGGAGCGCCUCCGGAUGAUGCACCUACAACAGUACCCGGACUACAAGUACAGGCCUCGGAAAAAAGUCAUCAAGAACAACGGACUGAACGGCUCUAGGCAAAAAAAGUCGAAAAAAUUCUCGGACAGCAACAACAAUUCUAGCCAAAACGCGAGCAGGCCCGGUCCGAAAGUGAAGAUCGAACGUCGUAGGUACAGUGCCAAAGUGCCGAGCAGUCCCUCGACCCAAGUUCCUAACUCGCCGGAGAGUGCGACCCUCUACGACGAGCCGGAGGGCGCGGAGACCCGGGCCCCGGACGUCAGGAUCCCAGACGGGAUCAAGGCAGAACAGGAGACGGUCGUCGGAAGCGAGUUGAACCUUCAAUUAGUCAAAGCGGAACCGACGACUGGCAAACUGGCCGAAAACCCAUCUCUAGCAGACCUCGAUUCCCUCACCGACUUGCUCUUCACCCCGGGCGAGACGCACCGAAUGGAAUCCGAUUCCCUCACCGCCGAAGAGCUCGACGUCUACAGGACCAACCAACUUUUCUACUUUGGAAACACAGACAUAACCGAUAUGCUGUUAGAAGUCAACAAUCUCCGUUGGCCCGACCUCUAACCCAUAAUAUUCAGACUUCUUUCUCAUUUUUUUACUUCUUCCUUCUAUCUUUAUUGAAUUUUUAUGAAUCAUGGAAUUUAUUUGACUUGAU
Molecule: messenger RNA, 1063 nt
Organism: Cimex lectularius (bed bug)
Lineage: Eukaryota; Metazoa; Arthropoda; Insecta; Hemiptera; Cimicidae
Product: transcription factor SOX-4-like
Exons: 2
Coding region: 109-972 (287 amino acids)
Biological process (GO): cell differentiation; regulation of DNA-templated transcription; anatomical structure morphogenesis
Molecular function (GO): DNA-binding transcription factor activity, RNA polymerase II-specific; RNA polymerase II cis-regulatory region sequence-specific DNA binding
Source: RefSeq, a predicted model, not a curated record